Molecule: messenger RNA, 2608 nt
Organism: Monodelphis domestica (gray short-tailed opossum)
Lineage: Eukaryota; Metazoa; Chordata; Mammalia; Didelphimorphia; Didelphidae
Source: RefSeq, a predicted model, not a curated record
CCCAAGCUAACAGGCUAACAGGGGGACUGCUGGGGAGGGACUUCAUGCCCCAAGUUAAGUUCUCUUCUCUCUCUCUCUCUCUCUCUCUCUCUCUCUCUCUCUCUCUCUCUCUCUCUCUCUCUCUCUCUCUCUCUCUCUCUCUCUCUCACUUUCUCUCUGUCUCACUAUCUCUCUCUGUCUCUCUCUUGCUCUCUGUCUCACUUUCUCUUCCUUUCUCUCUCUUCCUUUCUCUCUCUCUCUCUCUCUGUCUGUCUCUCUCUUGUUCUCUAUCUCUGCCUCACUUUUUCUCUUCCUUUCUGUCUCUUUCUCUGUCUGUCUCUUACUUUCACUUUCUCUCUCUUUCUCUGCCUCUCUGUCUCUCUUACUUUCUCUCCCUCCCUUUCUCUCUCUCUCUCUCUGUCUCUCUCUGUCUCACUUUCUCUCUCUUCCUUUCUCUCUCUCUGUCUGUCUGUCUGUCUGUCUGUCUCUCUCUCUUGCUCUCUCUCUCUCUCUCUGACUCUCUCUUGCUCUCUGUCUCUGCUUCACUUUCUCUCUUCCUUUCUGUCUCUUUCUCUGUCUGUCUCUUACUUUCACUUUCUCUCUCUUUCUCUGCCUCUCUGUCUCUCUUACUUUCUCUCCCUCCCUUUCUCUCUCUCUCUGUCUCUCUCUGUCUCACUUUCUCUUCCUUUCUCUCUGUCUGUCUGUCUGUCUGUCUCUCUCUUGCUCUCUCUCUCUCUCUCUCUCUCUCUCUCUCUCUCUCUCUCUCUCUCUCUGUCUCUCUCUUGCUCUCUGUCUCUGCCUCACUUUCUCUCUUCCUUUCUGUCUCUUUCUCUCAGUCUGUCUCUUACUUUCACUUUCUCUCUCUUUCUCUGCCUCUCUGCCUCUCUGACUUUCUCUCCCUCCCUUUCCCUCUCUGUCUCUGUCUGUCUGUCUCUCCAAUCUCCCUUGGAAUUCUUCCCCCUCCCACCCCCAGCCUCUUGUCCUACUGUACACAGACGUAGAGACCCAGAGCCAGAGUUGACGAUGGUCUGUCCUCUGAAGUUGCCCAGCUUGCUGAAAUAUGGUUACAUAUGCAAACAUUAUCUCCCAAUUGUAACCUCAUUUUCUGCUCUGCUGGACCAACAUUUGUCAUCGGGCCUCCCCGCCCGCCACAUCCUUCAUGUGUCUCUAAUUGUCAUCAAGAUGAGGCGUGUCAGCAGGACUCCAGUGUUCUCCGAGGCCCGUCUCCACACAGUCACUCAGUCUAAAGGCUAAAAUGAAAAUGACUGCAUAAGUGAUUCAGAUCAGGAAAGAGAGAGCACCCCGGAUCUAGCCUGAUGACUUUCCACACACCUGAUGCAAGGUGAGAGGAGCCCAGAAGCUGAAGAACCUCUCCCCCAUCCAUGCUCUUUGUGUUCUGCUAAGGAUGGCUGAUAUUUGGAAUCAACUCUGCCUCCUUUUCAAAAUGAGAAACGGAAAUUAACCAGAAAGAAAGAAAAUUAAAUUAAAUUUAAAAAGAAUAUUUCCUCCAGGACUCCACUUUUGCCCUUGGAUCCCCAGACAAGAUGAUGGCACUCCUAAUGGACCCUGACAUUUCCAUCCCGAGGACUGAGUCACCAAAAUAAAUCGGACCAAAUUCCACCAAGGAGAGAAGCCCAAAUGAUCGAUAGGAGGGCACUCUCCCUUUCUAUCAAAGCUGUUUCUGAUUUAGGCUUGUGGCAAAAUAAAUAAAAAGUAGCCUCAGAAACCGAGAGCAGCCCUAUGAAUAACACAUUGCUAAAAUAAAAUCAUUACGAGGGAAAAUGUCAGUGGCCAGACCGACAUUAUUCACCCCACCACACCUCCAAUUGUACAAGGCUAUGUCCAGCAGCUGCCACCAUCGUCUGGCAGAGAAAGCCCUGUGAGAUAUUCUACUAGAAUUCCCGAAUUACAGCUUUGAAGACUACCAGCUGUGACUGACUCGCCCCCUCCAGUAAGGAAAGAAAUUCCCAAUUUAAUGAAGUGGGGAGAUAGAAAAACAGAGAGCUGGGGAAAUGAGGAAGAAUUAAAAAUCAGCUGGAAAGGAAAAAUGCAAAUAUUAAAUCAUUCUCAUUUGUGAGGAAAUCCUCUUUGCCACAAAAUUGUGGAUAUUUUCUCUCCACACAGUUCUUACUGCAUUUGCACAUUAACCUUUUAAUUUCAGGACCUGAAAAAUGAUCAAAAUGGGCUGACAUGAAGAAAUCCAGAUCAUUUUACUAGAGGAGCCUGAGAAUCAAUUUGUGUGAUAUCUUUUAAUUCAUGAAAUCACAGGAUCAUAGAUUUGGAUCUAAAAGAGAAAUCAGAGACCACUGAAUGCCACAACCUCAUUUUACAGAUAAAUAAACUGAGGCAAACAUACAUUAAGUGACUUGCCCAGGGUCACACAGGGUCACAUAGCUAAGGAAGUGUCUGAGACAGGGUUUGAGCUCUGGUUUUUCUGACUUCACGUUAGGGGCUCAGUUCAAACCAUGGAAGAACCAAAGUAUCUUCCAUUUAUUGUGACAAAGUGAGUCUUUGUAUUUUUAGCUGGCUGCCUGUAAAUUGUGAAUAAAAAUUAUAGCCAUGACUGUACUGGAUCAUGUCAGUGUUGCCUGAGAAAAGUCUGCUUGAUUUAGUUUCCUAGUCUGUCUGU